AUGGGCCGCUCUUGGCAAAACCCCUACCGCGCGACACCCCAAACACCAAACGUUGAUCCUAGCCACGAUAUUGAAACAGUGACUUAUAAAAAGAUUAGGGUAAGGGAUGUGCCCGCAAAAAAGAAGAUUUUUAUAUCAAUCGUGAGCACCAGCCACAGUAUAAUCCUGAUCUCUUGUUGUGCCUUGAUCCAAACAUUUUAG
Morchella importuna is the source of this 201-nucleotide messenger RNA. RefSeq lists its product as uncharacterized. The record is from RefSeq and is a predicted model, not a curated record. Bases 1 to 201 code for a protein of 66 amino acids. The transcript is spliced from 2 exons. NCBI's taxonomy places the organism in Eukaryota, Fungi, Ascomycota, Pezizomycetes, Pezizales, Morchellaceae.